AUGCGCCGAAGGCCGUCCUACCUCUGUGUCUCGGGGCUCAAGUGGGCACUAACUACUCUUUCCUUUGCGCUUGGGCAAUGCGAAGGCGGCGAGGCCUUCAAUCUGCAGCACCAGCUCCUUCAGUUCAAUCAGAAAGCUGGCACGACAGCCUGGACAUGCUUUACCAUGCCUCAAAAGCUUGUGCACAGCGUCUUGCACCUUCUCGUCGUCACCGAGAGUCACAUUAUGGAUCCGUGGAAAACGCUUUGGCACAACCCAAGCCGACAGUUGAAUCCAAUGAAGCUGCAGAACAAGGGCUGGAAUCCUCUGCGAGAGCGAACAGAACGCGGCGCGGCAAAAGUGUCAAGCAUGUACAAGACAACCCUGACGAAGGUUGGUCAGACGAGGACGAGUGUUCCGAACAAAAAAGGUCUCCCGUCAAUUCGCGAACAGGAAUGGAUGCUGCAGAAGUUUGAUCCAGAAGCAAAGGUCUGUAUCGAUUUCCUAGAUCGGAAUCAAGUGGUGCGGGAAAGAGAGACCCUGGGCGAGCUUGUCGCUAGAUUCAGCGUGCAAUAUGCUCCUCAUUUGGUCAGCCAGAAGGAGACAGAUUACUGGAACAAGAUUCGACAGCGAUGGGAAAGCAAAAAUGGUGCUUUACCAAACCUCAACGAAGAAGGUUGUUCGAUCAACGAAGAAGGCCGUUCGAUCAACGAAGAAGGUGGCUCAAUUACGAAUGACGAUGAGUGGCAAGUGCAAGUCAACGGUCGUCAAUUGAGCGACAGAGACAGGACCACUCACAAGAUUUUUCAAAAGGACUUGCGCCGUCGUAUGAACACAUAUUUGCCGACAAGAACGGAACAGGCAUAUUUGCGCAGGGUGAAGAGAUGA
This is a messenger RNA of Acaromyces ingoldii, 867 nucleotides long. RefSeq lists its product as hypothetical. The transcript has 5 exons. Bases 1 to 867 code for a protein of 288 amino acids. NCBI's taxonomy places the organism in Eukaryota, Fungi, Basidiomycota, Exobasidiomycetes, Exobasidiales, Cryptobasidiaceae. The record is from RefSeq and is a predicted model, not a curated record.